Molecule: messenger RNA, 1395 nt
Organism: Mesorhabditis belari
Lineage: Eukaryota; Metazoa; Nematoda; Chromadorea; Rhabditida; Rhabditidae
Source: the annotation of a GenBank genome assembly
AUGGAUUUGCUGCAUUCACUGAAGCGAUCAGUCGCUGAGUUCAAGACUGGUUUCGGCAAGAUCAAAGCCGGUGAGCUCGCUGACUACGCUCAUCUUCUCCAUCAAUCGCUCGGCAUCCGACAAACGCUUUGCACACUAGAUGCAAUUCUAUUAGAUCAUUACCGCCAAUCACAAGUGAAAUGCUCGCAAAAUGGGCGAGUGGAACUUGAUCGUGGCGAUGUGCAGCCGACUUUGUUGAUUCACCGCUUCGCAUCAUCUGAUAUUAUUUCGCUACCCAAUAGAUUGCUCGAUUCGACUCAACGCGAAAUUUCUCAAGAAUUUUAUCAGCAUUGCUCGGAAGAAACGAACCUCGAAACGUCUUUCAUUGUCGAAAACAUCAAAUUGUCUCCAACACGAGCCAAAAUGUUCAAAUUCUUUGAUGAGCCUCCUUCAACUGGAAGAACAAAACAAGAGGACUUCUAUUCGAUUGACGAGUUACCAGCCGACGCAAUGCUCUUCUACGAAAAUCCCCUUGAUGUCGAUGAAAAUGUUCUCGAGCAACGAUUUCUCACAACAGAAUUGGCCGACCUUCCGAUGCGAUUCGUGACACAAUUCUCCGAAAUGCUUCUUCAACCGCCCAUCGAGAAAGCCGAGGAAUUUGAGGCUUACAUGAUUUACGCUAUUUCACCAAUGGAAUUCUAUGUGCUCAAGAAACAAGAUUUUUGGAUACGAUCAACGAUUGAGUGCCUUUUGAUGGACGGUGAGGAGGAGUUUAUGGGUGAAAGGCGAAAUAUUCCGUUUCCGGGUCCUGGUGAGGAUUUUGCUCCGGAUAUGCCCUGCUUGGCAUGGGUGAACGAUCGACUCAAUCGAGCAAUCAUUCGCUUUUCUGGCUUCCAGGAUGUUCAGGUGUUUCUUAUCGACUACGGAACAUCACAUCUCGUUGCUCCCGAUGAUCUCUUCUAUAUGCCGUUUGGGAUUGCGACAAUUGUUCCCGGAUUGGCCGUGUUUUGUACACUUGAAGAUGCUGACAGUCGAAUGCUUGAUACAGCUGCAUGGAAAACUUUUUUGGACAGUUUUUCUGAAGAUUUCGAAAUCAUCAUCAGAGGUUUUGGCACAAAGCGUCGAACUCAUGGGUAUUUGGUUCAAAUCAUCGACUCGCACACGGGGACUCCGCUCAGCUUUGGCGUUCACUCGACGUCGUGGAAAGAAAUGCGCAAAGUUCGCGCUGAAAAACAACGUGCGCUUUCUGUUUCGCCUCGUGUGAUCUCGACGACUGCGAGUUGUCGAUCGGCAAGUUUGGAUAUGGAUCUUGAUGAACUCGAUACUAUAGUAUCAUCGACAAACGAAAUCAGUGAUCGAAGCAAAGAUGGCACUUCCAUCCAUGAAACCAUCUCGAAACUCUACAAGUGGAAACGU